GGCUCAAAGAGCAUUGGCCCCCCGCGGAUUGAGACCUCGCCGAAGGCGCGAAGGCAUCACCGAAAGCGACCAAUGUUGGCUUGUGGGUGUUGUGACACGAAUGGUGGCACUCCUGUGGAGGAAGUGACCUCGUUGCCCCGUCUCAAGACUCUCGAAGAAGACGGCCGGAUCUCCGAGACGCCAGAAGUUCCUCCAGCUGCAGCUCCCGCACCGAUGAAGGAGAGUGGUGCCACCUUCACCUUCAAGCUGCCAGACAACACCUCAAAGGAGGUGGUGUUCAGGGCCAAACCCUUGGGUCUGGACUUCAGCAAGUCGACCCCCUUGGUGGUGAAGGCUGUGAAGAAGGACUCCGUGGCAGAGGACGUGGCCGUUCAAAGCCAGUGGGAGGUAACGCAUGUGAACGGAGAAGAGAUGCCCACAGACUUGAGGGAGGCGAUGACUGUGUUGUUGAAGGCAGUCAAGGACCUUCCACCAAAGUGAAUGCAAAGCGCAAAGCGUGAUCUCAGGGCAAAAGGGCGAUUUGUUGCAAAAGUACUUAAGUCAGUCAUAUGACAUUUGAGUUGCAA
Molecule: messenger RNA, 566 nt
Organism: Durusdinium trenchii
Lineage: Eukaryota; Dinophyceae; Suessiales; Symbiodiniaceae
Source: the annotation of a GenBank genome assembly